Molecule: messenger RNA, 982 nt
Organism: Macrobrachium nipponense
Lineage: Eukaryota; Metazoa; Arthropoda; Malacostraca; Decapoda; Palaemonidae
Cellular component (GO): extracellular region
Source: RefSeq, a predicted model, not a curated record
GACAAGAGCUGGGCGAUGUAGCUCAGGCUUGGGCAAACACAUGCCCAACUGGGCACGACUGCACAGACUGCCGAAAGAUCUUAAGUCAAGAUUACUAUGUGGGCCAAAAUCUGUUUUGGUCUUGGAGCUUCAAUGACAGUGAGCAAUGGGACUUGGCCAUCACGUCGUUUUACGACGAGGUCAAGGAUGUACCAAAAAGUCUGGUGGACAAUUACCAAUCCAUCAUCACUGCAAACCCAAUAGGACAUUACACUCAGCUGGUCUGGGCCGAAACUUAUGAAGUAGGAUGCGGUGCCAUGAUCCACGGGCCCUGCUCCUCGGGGCUGAUAUCCUUCGAGGUGUGCAAGAUCUAUGCCUGCAAUUACGGGCCCGGGGGGAACUACAUCAGCAAACCGAUCUACGAAGCCGGGGACACGGCUUCUUCGUGCCCCAACGGGAAGUCUUCGAAGUACGACGGGCUGUGUAAAUAGAUGAAAGGGAUCACGACUCCCCUGGAAAUUGCUAACGCCCGCCUAGGGGAGCGCCCCCCACCCCCCCACCAGGUUAAGAACCACUUAUCUAAGUAGAAGACUUCGAAGAGCAUUUCUGAAUUGUGUUAUUGUGUCUCACAGGGAAUCGUACGUGUUUGGUGAGUUUGUUUGAUGCAACGUGUGUGCGUCUGUGUGUGGGUGGGUAGUGUGUAUGAAGAAUUCUAGGGAAUAUUUUAAUUUGAUUUGACAUGCUUUUGAUUCUCGUAUUCUGUUUGUUUCUCACGUACAGUUUGUGAUCUAGUUCAGGACGAUAUAUACCUCGAGUGUCUCUCUCUCUCUCUCUCUCUCUCUCUCUCUCUCUCAAUAGUUUCUGUCCUAUAGCAAAACAACAUAUGCUUCUUAAGAUCAUUAUGAAUAAAAUCUCUCUCUCUCUCUCUCUCUCUCUCUCUCUCUCUCUCUCUGUCAUUAAUAGAACUCAAAUGUUAAUAAUAUUCAUAUUUCUAAUGAAGUUA